AUGAGUGUCUCUUCAUUCCCGCCCAGCCCAUCCGCCUCCCCAGCAAAUGAACUUGACCGGGUGAACUCGAUGCAGCAGCUUCUGAACAGCAUGGGCCGUGUACAAUAUGCUGGGCAGCCAUCGGCAGGAUAUGGCGGGACUCGCAAUGUGCAGUAUCAGCAAGGCGACCCUCCUCAGCAACCCGCCCCACAACGCUUGUAUGAACACCAAGCUGGUUUCUUCCCUGGAAGCUCUGGGUCGAUUCGGACAUCUCACAGCUCAUCGAACUCUCGUGGAGCUGACUCUUGUGAUAAUUCCUUUGGCGGAAACUCUUCUUUCCUGGGCUCGACGUCUCGUCAACAGAUCACAAGGUCAAAUAACAACGAAUAUUGUGACAAUAUGCAGAUUGUACCAGUUGGCCAACCAUCGCGUCGCCUAUCCACCAAUCGAGUCAACCACCAGCCCCAGGAUAAUAUCCAGACUCGGACCUCUCAGUCUGCCCUUGGCACACCGUUCAUACCCCUUGCGAACAAUGCACGCAGCGGUUCCAAUGGCGGGUCAUCUGGAUCAGGGUCACGGUCUCAUUCACGACUUACGACCCGUGAGGACUACCGGUUUCAAGAUGAUGUAGCAGUAGGGAUACCGAUGCGGAACUCGGAUUCCACUACGCACUCAUCUAGACUCUCGACCGCCUCGCCAAUGGCUAAUCACACUACAGCUUUUACUGAUCACAUGUCAAACUUGUGGAAGUUAGACCCUGCAUCGCGUGAAUCCUUGUCAGCGUACGGGGAGCUAACUGCUGGCACCCCCGGCCCUCAGCACCGUGGCAUGAUCUUCUCACAAGCCGCACUAUUCCACAUGCUGAUGCGGGUUGAACAACUUGAGGUCACAUCUAGUCGCAGCCUUGUCGAGAUCUCGGCGGUGAAGGCAUCCAUUCGUGUGGCGUGGUCAGUUGACGAUGGCCUGAAGAUGGAGGUUCGUGUCGUAGCACGCAAAUUUGUGUUGAAGUUCAGACGUGUCGACUUCGACUUUGUACUGGAGCUCAUGAAUCAUCUUAGACAGGAAUCAAAGAAGGACAAGUCGAUCUGGACUGUUGCAUUUUCGACUACAAUCAACGCAGACGCGCUUGAGACGGUCAUCAGAGCGGAAGUUAAGUAUGCGAAGAAUUCACUUCGUGAAUGGCUCAAGAAGACCGCUAUGCCGGACUCGCGAGAUUUUAAGUCCUUAGGCGAAGCCGUGACGAAUGCGGUCAGAGAGUUCCUAGGAAACUCCGUCGAGCCCACCGCUCAGCACGUCAUCUGGAUGGUUCUCCUUCGCGCGCACACUCGGGACGAUGGAGGCAUUGUUGUGAACCGGCCCCAGUCCAACACUCAAUCAACAUUCUAUCGUACUUCCAACACUACCGGGGACCAGGAUAACGGAUCGGACCAGGAACCUGAAGUAGAUGUUCAAACAACGACCGGCAGGACGAAACGCAAAAGGGUAUCGGCGGGCCGCGAGAAAGAUUCCUUCUUGAACAAGUUCGCAAAGUUCGUUCGUAAUCAUAACACAGAUUGGGGAUCGGAUCUUCAGACCAGUGUGGAGUGGAAAAAAUACAUAGACGAGAAGGUUGACGAAGAACGCAUUCUCCGCCCAGAUGAUCCCAUAUCCCUUCUUCCCAUGUAUGAUACACUCACGCCGUCUUCUUCUGGAGCAUCAUCCGCUCCCGUACCUCAGUUAUCUCUCACGCGAACACAGGCCCCUGCCGCUCAGACAGCAUCAUCCGCCACGGGUGGCAGCGGCAGCCUCUCGAUGGGAGCACAACUUAUGGACAUUGUCCGUCGUUUUGACUCUUAG
Stereum hirsutum FP-91666 SS1 is the source of this 1815-nucleotide messenger RNA. RefSeq lists its product as uncharacterized. The transcript has 9 exons. The record is from RefSeq and is a predicted model, not a curated record. The coding region runs from base 1 to 1815 and encodes 604 amino acids. Lineage: Eukaryota; Fungi; Basidiomycota; Agaricomycetes; Russulales; Stereaceae.